Molecule: messenger RNA, 1162 nt
Organism: Dreissena polymorpha
Lineage: Eukaryota; Metazoa; Mollusca; Bivalvia; Myida; Dreissenidae
Product: ubiquitin-conjugating enzyme E2 C-like
Exons: 5
Coding region: 86-622 (178 amino acids)
Source: RefSeq, a predicted model, not a curated record
CAUUUCAUUGGUGCUUUCGUUUUUGCGGUAAAGAUUUUUUUUUUAAAUUGGACAGUCGUAGUUUUUUCUUCUCAAGUCCACCAACAUGUCUGAGCAGAACAUUGACCCUAGUGCUAGCAAUCAAAGACCAAAAGAAUCGACAACUUUGUCCACUAAUCCUAAAGAAAGACACUCCGUCAGCAAACGGUUACAGCAAGAACUAAGGACAUUAUUGAUGUCGGGCGAUCCUGGAGUCACCGCAUUCCCAGAUGGUGACAAUCUCUUUAAGUGGAUUGCAACUCUCUCCGGACCUAAAGGAACUGUGUACGAGAGCUUGAGCUACAAGCUUUCCAUGGAGUUCCCUAGCGGCUACCCAUACCAGGCCCCCACUGUGAAGUUUGACACGCCAUGCUACCACCCCAACGUGGACCAGCAUGGCAACAUCUGUCUGGACAUCCUCAAGGAGAAGUGGUCUGCUCUGUACGACGUCAGGACCAUACUGCUGUCUCUGCAGAGUCUGCUCGGAGAACCCAACAAUGACAGUCCGUUAAACGUACAGGCAGCAGAACUCUGGAGUAAUCAAGCGGAGUACAAGAAGGUGCUACUUGAAAAAUACCAUAAAAAUGAGACCGAGAAAAAAUAGUGCUCAAAUACAGAAUUGUGAUAUAGACUUUAGACACUUACCGGUUAUUUUCAUUUUAUGGUCGUUUUUUUUUUUGUCAAAACAUUUUUGUUUGGAGCUAUAUGAUUAAAGCUUUUAUUGCUAAAUAGCCACAUAUCAAAGUGAGCAAGAGUUGUUAAUAACCCAAUAAACAAAGGUAACUGGAUGAUUGUUUCUAUUGUAACAAAAUGAGCAUGAUCUGACAUAUAUUUAAAAAUCUAAUAUAAACUAAAUUUACCCAAUUUUUCGCACAGGAUCUGAGAUAUAUUUGUGUUGUUUGUUGCCUGUUUUAUAAUAAAAUUGGUAUACAUGUAUGUAAAAAUAUCACAGCGACUUUUGUUUGGAAUGGCACUGAUAACCUCAGUAAUAAACAUUUGAGUUUUGGCAAUACCAUUAAAUGUUUUCGUGAGAAAGAACAUUUGAUACCCUUUCUGAUUUGUGAUACUUAUAAUGUUUCUAUUAUGAAGUCAUGUGCAUGACUUCAUUAUAAUACAGUUGUAAAUAAACAUUUUAGUACAUGAA